Porites evermanni is the source of this 8014-nucleotide messenger RNA. Lineage: Eukaryota; Metazoa; Cnidaria; Anthozoa; Scleractinia; Poritidae. The record is from the annotation of a GenBank genome assembly.
GUCGCAUUGGUUUCUCCAUCUACCCAACAAAUCAAACCCAGUGAAAAGAUACGACACAUAAUUUACCAUGUACCAUUCAAUCCUGACUUCCUUGACGACUGGUUACGACUCGAAAUAGAAGGGCGCAAUUUCGAGUUGUUCACGAGAACGCCUAAGAUAAUAAACGGCUUGUGCGGAGGUGCUUUAAACAGUACAGACAUGCUUGAUGAACUAAAGAAUUACGACCUGAUCAUUCACUUUGCUGUUAUAAAUUGCGCUUCUUUGGUCGGAGAAUUCCUUGACAUUCCAAGAGUGGAAAUUUUCCCUUAUCCGCCAAAUAUUAUAUUCAACGUUUACCACAUGACCCCUAUGCCUGUGUCCUACGUUCCACAGCUUAGCAAAGCGGAUUUCACUGACAAGAUGACUUUUAUACAACGGGUGUUAAAUUUGGCAGCCUACUUUGUUGGCAAACUAGCCUUGAGUAUUGUAACUGACAGAACAAUGAAUAGUCUUAAGAUCGAGUACAACAUUAAACCUGAAAGAAGUUUCCAAGAAGCUGCUGGUGACGCAGAACUAGUGCUAAUUACUGCAGACUUCGCAUUGGAGUAUCCACUGCCUCUCUUACCAGGUAUUCAAAAAAUGAUUAUGAUUAAUAAGCAAUGAGGAAACUCUAUUUGGCGCUACGCCCCCCGCCCCCCCGUCAAAUUUAAGGCCACAAAAGUAAUAGGAAAGACAUAGCAAGUAAUAAAAAAUUUAACGUCUAAAAAGCGGUCAUGAUUUUAACCAGAUUAUACAGUAACACAGAUUAAUGCAUUUGGUUAUCAUGAACUUGCACGUGCCGCCACUCAAUACUGGUUUUGAUUUUCCAACUAAGGUGACGGAUACAAUAAUUUAGCUGCCUUUAAGGCAGGUGAUUGAAAAAGCUGACGUUGAAGCGCCAUCUUUUUGCUUUUUAUCUAACAGGUCAAGUUAUGGUUGGACCAUUGAGUGUCCAUGAUGCUAAGGCUAUCCCCCGUGAUUUGGACGAAUUUAUUAGUAGUUCAGGGGGGCAAGGUUUUAUCAUCGCUUCCUUUGGAACGAACGUAGCUUCUCCUCUGUCUGAAGCGGAAGUGGACAUGUUAGCUUUAGUGUUUGGGAAACUUAAACAACGAGUUGUGUGGAGACUCAAAGGUACUGUCACUAAUAAAAGGAAAUUAAAUACUUCAUUGUUAAGUCGUCCGCUCUCUAGAGGGAUUGUAAAAGAUCCCAGAUUUUAAAUGGAAGCGUAUGAAAGUAGUAGUCCUGACGAAGAGUUUUCAGUUUCAUCGCUUCAGAAUAUGAACCUGAAUAUGAAUAUGUACCUCGGGAAAGUACUGCUCACUAGCUUUCAGUUAAAUGGUCACACCAUAAGGUUUCAUCCAUAGUUUCAAUGAAAAGCUUCGAUAAGUUAGAACGUCGUUACGUCUUCGCGAUAAUUGACCAUUGGGGUGAAUUAAGGUUUCUGGAUCACCCAAAUAGCCAGGUUUACCAAAAUCCUUAGAUUGUCGGGUUUCAUACUGAUAUCAGAUAAAACUUCAUCAACUCUUUCAGGUUACGUACCUUCAUUUCUCAGUCCAAACAUUAAAGUAGUGGACUGGUUACCUCAGAAUGAUCUUCUUGGUCACAAGGACAUCAAAGCUUUUGUGACUCAUGUAGGACACAACAGCCUUUAUGAGUCUGCAUAUCAUGGGGUUCCUGUGGUAGCAGUUCCAUUGUUCGCAGACCAGUUUGCGAAUGCCAAAAAAGCGGAACACUUUGGUCUUGGUUUGACAGUGAAUCAUAAAAGUACUACCCUGCAACAACUUGUUGAAACAAUCGAGCUGGUCGUAAGAGAACCAAGGUGAUUUCUGGUUUCAUUUUUUUCUACUGUAUAAGCGUUUUUAAGUGCAAAACGGUUCAAUUUUUUUUUCGAAAUCGCGGCUCGCUAGGCCGGGGCUCACAUGCCCAGCGGUAGUUUGAACCGGGUGAGACUAGAAACUAACCGUCUCGCCCAGUCUCCACGUUUUGAGCGACGCACGUUCACCGGAAGCGGACUUUUUGCAAUAUUCCGCGGUGAUUUUGACCAAAUUCUUGGGCAAAUCGUCUCUUUAAGAGUAAAGACACUAAGAAAUACAAAUUUGGUCGCGUCAAGGCGUAUUAAAUGAGAAAAAGUCUCACUUCCGGGUUUACGUGCCUCGCUCAGAAACUUCGCUGCUUACACUCCCUAAUACCAACGCAAAAUUAAGGGUGUUUUGCAGCUAACUGUUGGAGUGUCAAAGUACGUCAAAAUCAAGUGUGGUAACCUCGUCCCUAGGGUCUUUCCCUUAAAAAUCCCUGGAGACGUGGUUGAUUAGCGUGGCUGUAUUUUCCAGAUUCAAGCAAAGUGCCAUGCGCGUCUCCAGUCUGUUAAAAGAUCGUCGACGCUCCCCUCUUCAAGAGACUUGUGAUUGGAUGGAGUAUGUACUCAGACAUGGUGGAGCCCGGCAUCUCAGAGCUCAAGUGUUUAACAUCCCUUGGUAUCAGUACUACCUACUUGACGUCAUAGCUUUUCUUAUUGCCAUGGUGACCUUUGUUGUCAUGGUAAUAAGGUUGAUAUGUAGCUGCCUAUGUCGUUUUUGCUGCCAGAAGGACAGCAACAAAGCGAAGGAGGAAUGAACACAUGAAACGAAAACCAGUUCGGUAGUUGUACUGUCACUCAAAGAAAACUGAGUUCUUCAGUUGUUUUGUUUACUGCAUUCAAGUCUUAGAAUCCUAUUCUCUUUUUAACCGGUGGAAAGCAAAGAAUACAUUGCUUCUCUCUCUUGUUUUUUCUAUGAGUCCUAAUAUCUACAUACAAAUUCUCUAAACCGAUCUCCCUACAUUUCUUCUUUAAAUAAGAAAUUGUGAGAACUUGUAAAAAGAUCAAAACAUAAUCAUUCGAUCUAUUUUCAAAACGUUUUCUCUAGACUACAUAUUGAUGUUGUGAGGAGAAAAUAAACGUUGAUCAAUCCUAGCAAGUAAAGGGUUAUUACCUGUGCUACGAAGCGGAAACAACAUGUCGGGCUUGAAUUCAUUAAGAUCGAUGGAAGUAAAAAGGGUUAGGACUUUUAUAUAGAGAGCUAAAUUAAUCUGAGGAGAAAUACUAUCAUUUUCGGGAGCGGCCCCACUUUGUUUUUUAAAACACCCCCUUAAUUCAGGGUCUUUAUCCAGUGGUGGAUCCAGGGGGAGGGUCCGGGAGGGCUUGAACCCCUCCCCCCCCCCCACCUAUCAGGCCUGACGCUUGAUUGAGACCGAAAUUUUUACAUUAACAGGAUCAUAUAUCACUUUCUUACUAGCUGAUUUUUAUAAUGAAACGCGCCUUGUAUUUUCCCACUAAACUAAAUUCCAGGGAUAUUCAAAAAUGUAAUAUAUUGUUUUUGAGUACCCUCCUAUGAUCUGUUCGCCUCUCCUCGCAAAGCAGUAUUUCCCGCGCUGACGGCAACCGGCGUUCACAAAUUGAGAAACAUGUCGUCUUCUCUGUCAGAAGUAAUUUGCCCCCGCAAAAGUUCAACAGUCCUUUCUAAACCAAAGUUUGGACCACCCCUCCCCCCCAAUCAAAAAUGUCUUCUUUCACUACUUUCACAAUUAACCUAACACACCUUAUUUACCACCCCACCCCCCCUCGCAAAAAAAAAAAAUUGCAUAAGUAUUGUUUUCAAGUUCUCUUGGGAGGAUUGUAAAUCCCAAGAGAAAUUGGAAACAAUGCUUGUGCAAAACUUUUGGGGGGUAACCAAGGUGUAUUAUGGGAAUGUGAAUGCAGCGAAUCCGCCCCUAGGAGUGGUGAUAACGUGCGUGCUUUUUAAUUUAUUUUUCCCACGCAACAAAUGAAGGGUGGGUAAGCAUUGGCCCAGGCUCCCGUUAAUCCUCUGGUUUUGUCGUUUCAAACAAAAGGUAGUAUUACUCGUGAACAGCAUGUUUCGCGCUGGAAGAGCAAAAUUUUAUGCUGACUACUAUUUGAGUUGAUGCUGCGUUUGAAUAGACCGGCUCCUGGUUCAUCAUAUGAGUUCCUGACCAGUAAGCAUGUUAUCGUAAGUAGAUUGAUUGCCCUACCGUCUGGCAUUACGCCAGUUACAGCAUGACAACGUGCACACAGGCACGCAAAAAAGCAUUGUCGAAACCGAGUCACGCAAUGGGGAGAGGAGCAUUGCGUGACGCUGGCAGCUAUAAAGAAGACCUACAACACAUGUUCAGAGACACGGAAAGCUUUUAUGGCAUUAUCGUGGUUGUUUUUGCUGAUGCUGGCAGCCAGCUCUGUUUCAUCGGCACGGAUUGCUGGCUUUCAUAUGAUUGGAGGCUCACAGUAUAUUAAUACAAAGCUUGUACUUGAAGAAUUGGCUUCUAGAGGCCACGAGGUAUUUUAAACAAAUAGCCUUUAAUACUAACAGAUACUUCUACUGCCCCAAAAGAACCGAUCACGGCUACCCUUAAGACUCGUUGAUCUUAUUUAAUAAAUAUUCCAUCCUUGAUAAUUGUUAUAUCUUUAUAGCAUCAUACAGUACUUGACAUUUGCCGAGAACCCUGAAGCGCGAUCAUUCUUAUCGAGGUUAAAUAGAUGACCAAGUUCGCUGAAAAAGCUGUUUGGCGCCUUCACAGGUCAUAUUCCACGGGUCAAAAAACUUGUCACCAUGUAGCCUGCUAACAGGCUAUCCGGGGCCGCCACCAGAGCUCGCUGGAGACCUUGCUAGAAGGCUAGCCACCAUGAUACAAAUGUAAAGACAGGGUAAAAAGUGUCUUCUCGCCUCAGGUGGUAGCCUGAAUUUCAUCCGAUUACUUCGAGUCGAAAACGACUCGAGGCAAUCGGAUGAAUUUCAGGCUACUUGGGUGGGGGAGGUACUCGAAAAAAUUUUGAACAGGUGAGGUUCCGCCUCUAGGUCCUUUCCCUAUCCCUAUAUACCAUUUCAUGCAGAAAAGGUACCCCUUUUGGGUGGAGUUCCUCAUAUAGGCCAUAAAAGGGAGUACCAACCCCCCGGGGGCUUCUGGCCUAUAGAACAAAAAGUGCCACAUGACUACCUCAUAGACAUUAUGAAAUGUUUCAGAUUGGUGCGAAAAUGUUUAAAGUUAGCCUUCUUGCAUCGCCCAUCAAGAGAUCAGAUUUACUGUGAAAUAUUCAAAAAGGGUAUUGUUAUGUACUACCUUCAGUUGAGUUGAAUCUUCUAUAAUUCCGAUGUUAGGUCACAUUGGUCGUUUCAUCUUCCCAAAAAGUUAAACCAAGUGAAGAAGUGCCACAUAAGAUUUACAUGGUUCCAUACAAACCUAACUGGAUUGAAGACUUGAUGAAUAAGUACCUACUACAAGGACACCAGUUUCAAUACAUGUUUAAAUUUAUGGAAACACUGGUUGGUCUGUGCGAGGCUGCCCUUAACAGCUCAGAGGUUCUUGACCAACUGAGAGGUUUGACUUGAUCAUCUAUGACAACUUGGCAUUCUGUGGUCCAUUAAUUGGCGAACAUCUUGGCCUCCAGAAAGUUGAGUUUUUGCCGUUACCACCAAGUGGAGACCUUCUGCACAGGACACCCAGGCCUAUCUCAUAUACUUCAUAUCUCUGGGUUGGGCUAACUGAUAAAAUGUCAUUUUUUGAAAGAUUGGUGAGCCUGGGAGCUUAUAUUGGUGGAGAAGUCAUGGUUUAUCUCGCAAUUACAAGACCAUUCAAUGCUCUUAAGGUGAAGUACAACAUCAAACCUGAUAUAGACUUCAGAGAUUCUGCUUGUGACACUCAACUCCUCAUAAUGACUGCAGAUUUUGCAGUGGAGUAUCCACAACCUUUAUUGCCAGGUACAUGUAGUCAUAGAAUGUGAUUUGAUAUACAUUUUUAGCAAGAUGACAUUUUAUAUAAGGGGGUUAGUCAGCAUUUGUUAUUUUCAUUCAUUAGGUAUUUCUUUAUGUGCAACACUAAGCGAUACCUUUAAUUUAAGGGUGAAAAUAUUGGCAUUCUGUCCAGGACGCCUUAAGUUACAUGAAAAUCUGCAAUUUCUAUCCCUACACAAGGUGACAAGCAUCCCCUUUUUUGUAUGGAAGUGUCAAAAAUUAAAAUUAAAUUAAAAAAUUAAAUUAUAUUAAUUUUAUUUAAGCUUGAUAGCGUGAGGAGUGGUUGCCCAAUCUCCCGAGCCAGGGGCUCAUGUAUUAAACGCUCGAGCAUUCCGGAUCGAAUUGGAAUUUAGAAAUGUUGGUUUUUGCGUCAAACCCCCCUACUCCUCCCCCCUGCCCUUGUCAGCUCACAACAAGUUAUCCGCACAUUAGAAUAAUUUUUACACAUCAUCCACAUUUGCAGACCAAGUCAUGGUUGGACCUCUGACUGUCAAAGAAGCUAAACCUCUCCCCCCUGAUUUAGAGGAAUUUGUGUCAAGUUCAGGGGGGAAUGGUUUCAUCAUUGUUUCCUUUGGAUCAAAUGUUGGUACACUCUCUCAGGCUACAGUAGACACAUUAGCUGAAGCUUUUGGAAAGCUCAAACAGCAAGUUGUUUGGAAACUUCAAGGUAAUUAAUCAUGCCAAACUCGUUACAUCUAAUUAAGGCAUUAACUCCACAAAACGCCAUGGAGUUUCAGAUCUUGGCAUUCUUUUCAUUCACAGGUUACAUCCCUCCCUCUCUCAGUCCAAACAUCAAAAUAGUGAAGUGGUUACCUCAGAUUGAUCUUCUGGGUCACAAGAACAUCAAAGCAUUUGUCUCCCACGCGGGACACAACAGUGUGUACGAGUCUACGUAUCAUGGGGUUCCUUUGUUGGCCUUUCCCUUGUUCUCAGAUCAACCGGCUAACGCAAAGAAAAUUACACACCUUGGGUUGGGUCUAAGGGUGGAUUAUCAAAACUUUACUGCACAAGAAAUGUUUGAGAAGAUUGAGCUUGUCAUUAAAGAGCCAAGGUAUUUGUUCUUCCUUUUUUUCUGUGUACUGAAAUUCAGUGUCCUCAGAACAGAGCUAGGAUAGGAUAGGAUAGCUGCUUUAUUAUCAACAGAGCGCCUACAGACACAUGUGUUUACAACGAUAACAAAGAUGUUAGUGCAAUAAUUACAGAGGGGUACAUUUGUAGAAUUUAUACAACUAGACAAGGUUAUAUUUAACGCGUCUUUCUCUUUCGCGGAAGAGAUCACAUCCAUAUUUAGCCACAAUUUUUUGCGUUUUCUCUUCUUGCUUCAUACUUAUCAACGUUUCAAAAGCAGAGCUUGGAGUCAUAGAGUCAAGAAAAAUUCUUAGUUUUCUUUUUUAGCGUAUUGAACAGCUCUCUCCUAGGAUCCCUAUAAGCUAUGCAAUUCAUCCAAAAAUGCUCCUCCUAGGUCGCUAAAGGGGCACACUGUCGCAGAAGGGUCCGUAUUAUCCAGGGCCCGGUUUCUGAAAGGCCGAUUAGCGCUAUUCCAGGAUUAAAGUUUUGUUUCGUUUUUGUAUUUAUCCUUCCUAUGUUUUGCUUAGAGUAACAUUUUGUGUUAUCAUUACUUUAUCUCUGAGUAGAGGCUCAACAGUCUUUUGUUAGCUCAAGUUGGAUGUUCUUAGACAAGAAAACCUUGUUUAAGAUUUGGCUUAAUCCUGGGUUAAAUUUAACCAUCUUUCGAGGAUCCGGGCCCCCAGAUCUUUACUGGGGACGCGUUGUUCAGCUAUUGGCCAAUUUUUUCCUUGCCCUAUUAACAGUCCCAGAAUCCUUUGCAAAAGUUUACUAGGCCCAGUUUUCUUCUCUUUUCUAAAGUGACGAAUGUUUUUUCGCCAAAAACUGGUGCGGAAUUAUCAAUUGUUGUUUUUGUUUUUCGUUUUAGAUUCAAAGCCAAAGCGAUACAUAUUUCUGGUCUGAUAAAAGACCGCGAACGCACGCCUCUUCAAGAGACUGGCGAUUGGAUAGAGUAUGUACUCAGACAUGGUGGAGCCCGGCAUCUCAGAGCUCAAGUGUUUAACAUCCCUUGGUAUCAGUACUACCUACUUGACGUCAUAGCUUUCCUUGUUGCUAUGAUAACCUUGGCUGUCAUGGUGAUAAGGUUGACAUGCAGCUGCAUAUGUCGUUUGUGCUGUAAGAAGGACAGUGACAAAGCCAAGAAGGAAUGA